CAUGGUGGGGACUGCUUUCCCAACUCAUGAGUAUUCAUUAUAGUGUUCAUUAUUUCCUUUGUAGUAAGUGUAAUUACUCUCUGCUGCUACAAGGACAAUAACACAGCCAUGGCUGCUUCAGUUUCAACCAUAGGAGCUGUCAAAGGAACUCCAGUGAGUUUGAAUGGUUCUGGAGUUGUGGCUUCAUCAGUUCCCAAUUCAUCAGCUUUCUUCGGAAGCAGCUUGAAGGUUACAUCAAGAAUCCACAGCAGUAGCAAGGUUUCCUCCGGAAGCUUCAAGAUUAUGGCGAUCGAUGAGGACAAGCAGACAGAUAAGGACAGAUGGAAAGGGUUGGCCUAUGAUAUCUCAGGUGACCAGCAAGACAUCACAAGAGGGAAGGGUAUUUUGUAGUUUUUAGAGGAUGUAGAUAAUGUAAUAGUUGUUGGAAUUGUAAUGCAUGUAAUACAAAUUCAUGGGUAGUUGUUAUCACUUUGAUUUUUUGUUA
This is a messenger RNA of Arachis ipaensis, 484 nucleotides long. RefSeq names its product ribulose bisphosphate carboxylase/oxygenase activase 2, chloroplastic-like. The record is from RefSeq and is a predicted model, not a curated record. NCBI's taxonomy places the organism in Eukaryota, Viridiplantae, Streptophyta, Magnoliopsida, Fabales, Fabaceae.